Messenger RNA from Pipistrellus nathusii (Nathusius's pipistrelle), 1965 nucleotides. Lineage: Eukaryota; Metazoa; Chordata; Mammalia; Chiroptera; Vespertilionidae. The record is from the annotation of a GenBank genome assembly.
AUGGGCUGCUGCAACUCCGCCUCCUCCGCCGCCGCGCAGAGUUCCAAACGAGAAUGGAAGCCCCUGGAGGAUCGUAGCUGCACAGACCUACCAUGGCUGCUGAUUUUUCUCCUCUUCUGCAUUGGGAUGGGAUUUAUUUGUGGCUUUUCAGUAGCAACAGGUGCAGCAGCGAGACUAGUGUCAGGAUACGACAGCUAUGGAAAUAUCUGUGGGCAGAAAAAUGCAGAGUUGGAAUCAAUACCAAACAGUGGCAUGGACCACACCCAUCGGAAGUAUGUGUUCUUUUUGGAUCCGUGCAAUCUGGACUUGAUCAACCGGAAGAUCAAGUCUGAAGCGCUGUGCGUAGCAGCAUGUCCAAGACAAGAGCUGAAAACCCUGAGUGACGUUCAGAAGUUUGCAGAGACGAAUGGCUCAGCACUUUGUCACUACCAGCUAAAGCCUUCUGAAUAUACAUCUGCAAAAGCGUCUUCUCUGUGCCCCAAACUACCAGUUCCAGCGAGUGCACCUAUUCCAUUCUUCCAUCGCUGUGCUCCUGUGAACAUUUCCUGCUAUGCCAAGUUUGCAGAGGCCCUGAUCACCUUUGUCAGUGACAAUAGUGUCUUACACAGGCUGAUUAGUGGAGUAAUGGCCAGCAAGGAAAUUAUAUUGGGACUUUGCUUGUUAUCACUAGUUCUAUCCAUGAUUUUGAUGGUGAUAAUCAGGUAUAUAUCAAGAGUACUUGUGUGGAUCGUGACAAUUCUGGUCAUCCUGGGGUCACUUGGUGGCACAGGUGUACUAUGGUGGCUAUAUGCAAAACAAAGGAAGUCUCCCAAAGAAUCAAUUAUUCCUGAGCAGCUUCAGAUAGCUGAAGACAAUCUUCGGGCCCUACUCAUCUAUGCCAUUUCAGCUACAGUGUUCACAGUUAUCUUGUUCCUGAUCAUGUUGUUUAUGCGCAAACGCAUUGCUCUCACCAUCGCCUUGUUCCACGUGGCAGGCAAGGUCUUCAUUCACUUGCCACUGCUAGUCUUCCAACCCUUUUGGACUUUCUUUGCUUUGGUCCUGUUUUGGGCGUAUUGGAUCAUGACACUUCUUUUUCUUGGCACUACUGGCAGCGCUGUGAAGAAUGACCGAGGCUUUGUGGAGUUCAAGGUCUCUGGGCCUCUGCAGUACAUGUGGUGGUACCAUGUGGUGGGCCUGAUUUGGAUCAGUGAAUUCAUUCUGGCCUGUCAGCAGAUGACUGUGGCUGGAGCAGUGGUGACAUACUAUUUUACUAGGGACAAGAGGAAUUUGCCAUUUACACCUAUUUUGGCAUCAGUGAAUCGCCUUGUCCGUUACCACCUUGGUACUGUGGCCAAAGGAUCUUUCAUCAUCACAUUAGUCAAGAUUCCACGAAUGAUCCUUAUGUACAUUCACAGUCAGCUGAAGGGAAAGGAAAAUGCCUGUGCUCGAUGUGUGUUGAAAUCUUGCAUUUGUUGCCUUUGGUGUCUUGAAAAGUGCCUCAAUUAUUUAAAUCAGAAUGCAUACACAGCCACCGCUAUCAACAGCACCAACUUCUGCACCUCAGCGAAAGACGCCUUUGUCAUUCUCGUGGAGAAUGCUUUGCGAGUGGCUGCCAUCAACACAGUCGGGGAUUUCAUGUUAUUCCUAGGCAAGGUGCUGAUAGUCUGCAGCACGGGCUUGGCUGGGAUUAUGCUGCUCAACUACCAGCAAGAUUACACAGUCUGGGUGCUGCCUCUCAUCAUCGUCUGCCUCUUUGCUUUCCUAGUCGCUCAUUGCUUCCUGUCCAUUUAUGAAAUGGUAGUGGAUGUGUUAUUCUUGUGUUUUGCCAUUGAUACAAAAUACAAUGAUGGGAGCCCUGGCAGAGAAUUCUAUAUGGAUAAAGUACUGAUGGAGUUUGUGGAAAACAGUAGGAAAGCAAUGAAGGAAGCUGGUAAGGGAGGCGCUGCCGACGCCAGAGAGCUGAAACCGAUGAUGAAGAAAAGGUGA